UCAGGCGUUAGCAAGGGUACACGAAGUCCACGCCAGAUGUGUGCACUUGUGUUAUGAGGAUCAUGGUUGAAGGUAGAUGAUGAAUGAGGUUGGAACUCGAGUAGGAUAGGCAUUUGUAUCUUAGUGCAAGAAAAGCUAGCUGUUAUUCUAUUCUGGUGAAUGCAAGCGUGCUUUUGUGUGUGGUCAGACCAGUGUGAAUGGUGGCAUUUGAUUUGAGAAAGUGUUUUUGCAAAUGGGAGAAAUUGCAAUGACGAGUUAAUAGCGUAUGAGUCAAUUUUAGAGAUAAUGUGGAAAGCGGUAGUAAUUGUGCAGCUACUGCUGCUGUUGCUGUCUUGAGAUGAUGGAUUAAAGCGUUUAUAACUAGUACUCUGUAAUCAUGCAAUGCAAUGAAACGGCCUCUUUCCUUUCCUUUCCUUUCCUGCCCUGCAAUGCAAACUUAGAGAGAGAUCAAUAUGAAUGAACGAAUGUCCCUUCAAACUUGAUAAAUCACAAUAAUUUGGGUUUGCAUCUAAUUCUAAUCUACAACUAUUAGAAGGGAUUUAAUAAAAAUGAAAUUUUGAUUAUGUAAUCGGAGGUCGGCCCAUUUGGUUGUGAAUUAGGCCCCCGCAAGUAUUUAUAUUUUAUUCAAGGAAGAAAAAUACAUUAGCAACAGAAGACGGAAGACACUGCGUGCCGACCGCAGCGGAUGGAGCCGUCGCCGUUGGAGGCAGUCUGUCUUAACAGCGAACCACUUUUUGGGGAAGGUGACCAAUAUGAAGAUGAAGGAGACUGUUCAAUGUUGGAACAUAGUGAUGAAGCUCAUGAAAUGCAAUUAAAAAAGGAAUUUUUGCUGCCUACUGUGGGAUUGGAGUUCGAGUCUUUUGAUGAAGCUUAUGACUUCUAUAAUGUCUAUGCCAAGGGACAAGGGUUUGGGAUCAGAGUGAGUAAUUCAUGGUUCCGAUCAAAAAGAAGGGAGAGGUACAGAGCAAAACUCAGCUGCAGCAGUGCUGGUUUCAAGAAAAAAAGUGAUGCAAACAAUCCAAGGCCUGAAACAAGAACAGGAUGUCCUGCAAUGGUAAUCAUCAAGCUCGUGGAAGCUAAAAGGUGGAGAAUAGUCGAGGUUGAGCUUGACCACAAUCAUCCAGUGAGCCCUGAAGUUAAACGUUUCUAUAAGUCACAUAAAAAGAUGUUUCUUGCUGCCAAGAAUGGACAGCAAUCUGAACCCGUGAAAGAAAUACACACAAUUAGGUUAUACCGGACAGCUGUUGUGGAUGCUAUAUGUAAUGGGCACUCUAAGACAGAUGGGAGAGUUGAUAGAAAUCCCACUAAUCACUCAAAGCAUCUAGAGCUCAAAGAGGGGGAUGCACCUGCAGUAUAUAAUUUCUUUUGUCGUAUGAAGCUGACAAAUCCAAACUUUUUUUAUCUGAUGGAUCUUGACGCUGAAGGGCAUUUGAACAAUGUGUUCUUUGCUGAUGCUAGGUCUAGGAUUGCUUAUAAUUACUUCUCAGACACUGUCACAAUCGAUACAACAAGCUUGACAAACAAGUAUGAGAUUCCUUUAAUUUCAUUUGUGGGAAUAAACCACCAUGGACAAUCUGUCUUAUUAGGAUGUGGCUUCCUUGGACACGAGUCUGUGGAGUAUUUUGUUUGGAUGUUUAGAGCCUGGCUUACAUGUAUGCAGGGGCCACAUCCGCAAGUUAUUGUCACCGAUCAGUCCAAACCCUUGGAUAUAGCAGUUUCUGAGGUUUUUCCACAGGCCCGUCAUUGUUAUUGUUUGUCCUAUAUCAUGCAUCGUGUUCCUGAGAAAUUGGGUGGAUUGACUGGGUUUGAAACAAUCAAGAGGCAACUUAAUAAAGCAGUGUAUGAUUCAUUGAAGAUAUCUGAGUUCGAAAUUUUCUGGGCUGAGAUGAUUAAUCAACACAGCCUCACGGACAAUAAAUGGCUUCAGUUAUUGUAUGCAGACAGACAAAGAUGGGUGCCAGUAUACUUAAAAGAUAUUUCUUUUGUAGGGAUACUCCCGAUCAAUGAUUGUGAGUGCUCCAGUGCAUUUUUUGACGGUUAUGUACACAAACAUACAUCUUUCAAAGAAUUCCUCGACAAGUAUGAUCUGGCUUUACAAAGAAAGCAUUUGAAAGAAGCCAUGGAAGAUUUUGAGUCCAGGAAUUCAAGUUUUGAGUUGAAAACAAAAUCAAAUUUCGAGUUGCAGCUGUCGAAGGUGUAUACCAAGGGAAUGUUUAAGAAAUGUCAAAUUGAAGUUGAGGGGAUGCAUUCUUGUUUCAACACAAAGCAAGUGAAUUCUGAUGGCUCAGUUAUGACGUUUGUUGUCAAAGAACAAAAACAGGUUGAAGGAAAUGAUAAGGAGGUCAAACAUUAUGAGGUUCUGUAUGAGGCAACUCAAAUUGAAGUACGCUGCAUUUGUAGUUUGUUCAAUUUCAAAGGUUUUUUGUGCAGGCAUGCAUUAAGUGUUCUUAAUUAUAAGGGAGUAGAAGAAAUACCAUUGCAGUACAUUCUGUCUCGUUGGAGUAUAGAUUAUAAGCGUAACUUUCUGUUAGAUGCUGGAUUUAGUGAUGCUGAUGUGGAUAGUCCUUUGCAAUGGUAUAAUCAUCUGUUUAGACGUUCUCUUCAACUUCUUGAAGAGGGGGCACAGUCUCAAGAACAUUACGAAGCUGUAACGCGAGAACUGGAUACUUUAUUGACUAAAUUUAGUCUACUGGAUAACAGAUUUAUGUGACUAACCUAACAAAGUCAUGUAUAGUUUGGUGUCUAUAUGUUCUUUUAGUAUCAUUUGUCUGUUUUACUGUAAUGUAGGCAUUAGUUUAAAUGCUUCGGAGCUGGCAUAUUAUUUCGUGAUUGACAAAUGAAAGUGAACUGAUCUGACUUCA
Sesamum indicum (sesame) is the source of this 2861-nucleotide messenger RNA. Its product is annotated as protein FAR1-RELATED SEQUENCE 6. Lineage: Eukaryota; Viridiplantae; Streptophyta; Magnoliopsida; Lamiales; Pedaliaceae. Gene Ontology annotation, molecular function: zinc ion binding. Gene Ontology annotation, biological process: regulation of DNA-templated transcription. The record is from RefSeq and is a predicted model, not a curated record.